Messenger RNA from Danaus plexippus (monarch butterfly), 1837 nucleotides. RefSeq names its product gamma-aminobutyric acid receptor subunit beta-like (gene Lcch3). Bases 1 to 1470 code for a protein of 489 amino acids. Gene Ontology annotation, cellular component: GABA-A receptor complex; membrane; neuron projection. The record is from RefSeq and is a predicted model, not a curated record. The transcript is spliced from 10 exons. Gene Ontology annotation, molecular function: GABA-A receptor activity; neurotransmitter receptor activity; extracellular ligand-gated monoatomic ion channel activity. Gene Ontology annotation, biological process: chemical synaptic transmission; signal transduction; monoatomic ion transmembrane transport. NCBI's taxonomy places the organism in Eukaryota, Metazoa, Arthropoda, Insecta, Lepidoptera, Nymphalidae.
AUGACCGCGAGGGUGUCACCCGCGCCUCCACACCGCCUGCAGCAGUUCUUCCCGGUUCUUAUGAUCAUGCUGGCGAUCUUAUUUUCUUUGGCUCCAGCACGAUGUUCGUCUGUGAGAGCUGAUCGUUCGGAGGCUGUGGACCGUCUCCAGAACGUCACGCAGACGGUGUCACGCAUCCUCGACGGAUAUGACAUACGUCUGAGACCAAAUUUCGGAGGGGAGCCCCUCUACGUUGGAAUGGACCUCACCAUAGCUAGCUUCGACGCUAUCUCAGAAGUAAAUAUGGAUUACACAAUCACCCUGUAUCUAAAUCAGUAUUGGAAGGAUGAAAGAUUAGGUUUCGGGAUGCAGGACGAGGUUCUCACUUUGUCGGGAGACUUCGCUGAUAAGAUAUGGGUUCCGGAUACUUUCUUCGCGAAUGAUAAAAAUAGUUUUCUCCACGACGUGACGGAACGCAACAAGCUGGUGAGACUGGGCGGUGACGGUGGCGUGACAUACGGCAUGAGGUUCACGGCGACCCUGGCCUGCAUGAUGGACCUACAUUACUACCCCCUGGAUAGUCAGAACUGCACCGUCGAGAUCGAAAGCUAUGGAUACACAGUCUCCGAUGUGGUGAUGUACUGGAAGGAUACACCAGUCCGUGGAGUCGAGGAUGCAGAGCUACCACAAUUCUCUAUAUUAGGACAUGAAACUAACGACCGAAAGGAGAAGUUGGCGACAGGCGUCUAUCAGAGACUGUCUUUAAGCUUCAAGUUGCGUCGGAACAUAGGUUAUUUUGUGUUUCAAACCUAUUUGCCCAGUAUUUUGAUUGUGAUGCUGUCCUGGGUCUCGUUUUGGAUCAAUCAUGAAGCUACUUCGGCCAGAGUUGCUUUGGGUAUAACAACCGUUCUAACAAUGACUACGAUCAGCACGGGCGUCCGCAGCAGUCUUCCUCGUAUCUCCUACGUGAAGGCUAUAGACAUCUACCUGGUGAUGUGUUUCGUGUUCGUAUUCGCCGCCUUGUUGGAGUACGCAGCCGUCAACUACACGUACUGGGGAGCGCGGGCCAGGAAACGGGCCAAGUUAAAGAACAGAGAGGUCCCCACCAGCACCAGUGUCGAUAAGGAUUUGAGAAGCGGUCCUCGGUCCCCUGAGGAGAUCAUAGCUCUCCGUGAGUGUCCCGGGGGCCGCGCGUCCCCCCUGCCGGGGCUGCGAUCACGACCUCUAGCACCUUCCGGAGCACCACCCUCUCUCCGCAUACAGCGGGACCACAACCUUCGAUACAGGACGCGGACCCACUCCCGGAACUAUACCAAUGGAUCCAACAAGCCGAAGAUGAUACACGCGUUGAAGAAGGGCGCCACGGUCAUCAAGGCUUCUAUGCCGAAGAUACGUGACGUGAACGUCAUAGACACGUACUCCAGAGUAAUAUUUCCGAUAUGUUUCCUCAUCUUCAACUCAGUGUACUGGGUGUUUUAUAUAUUUGACUAAUUAAAUGUGAAUAAAACUUAAUAAAAUAUAAGGGCUAUGCUUAUAAUAUUAGUUGCGUAAAUGUGAGGAAGAUGUUAAUUUUAAUUGAUUUAUGAAUGUUACCAGGCUCCGUCACGAUUCCCAUGAACCGACGACGUUUAGAAUACGUAGCGAUAAUUUAUAAUAUAGUCACAUAAAACUAGCUCCUAUAUCUAAAUUAAUGUUUAAAGUACACUAAUAAUUAGUAUUUUUUCUUCAAUAAAUUUAUCGAAACUGCCAAAUGUUCAAUGUAUUAUAAAAAAUUUUAAUAACUGACAUUGCUUUAAAACAUAGCUUUUAUAUUUAUCACAUUAUAAUGUUAAAUUGACUUACGACUAUUAUUAUUUAU